AGAGAAGAGGAUGGGAAGGGCAUAGUAGGAAAGUCAGAACCUCGUGUACGUUUUUUCUACGCCCGAAGAAAUCAAUCAUGUGAUUCGCUUCAGAGAAAGACGGUGAGGAAUCUCUCGCUGAGAUACCACAAUUAUGUCCAUUGUCAGCGUCACUACUCCGUCCUCGCUUCCGUCCCAAAGGUUACUAGGCAAAGUAGCAUUGGUUACAGGAGGAGCUUCUGGAAUUGGAGAAAGCAUUGUCCGUCUAUUCCACCUCCACGGUGCCAAAGUUUGCAUUGUUGAUGUACAAGACAACCUUGGUUCGCAGGUUGCAGAAUCCCUUGGUGGAGACGCAAAUGUUUGUUUCUUUCAUUGUGAUGUUACAGUAGAGGAUGAUGUUCGCUCUGCAGUGGACUUCACUGUGCGUAAAUUUGGCACCCUCGACAUUAUAGUCAACAAUGCUGGAAUUUCUGGGUCGCCUGCUCCUGAUAUCCGCGAAGUGGAUAUGUCAGAAUUUGAAAAGGUAUUUAAUAUAAAUGUGAAGGGAGUAUUCCAUGGGAUGAAACAUGCUGCAAGAGUUAUGAUUCCAUUGAAGAAGGGAUCAAUCAUAUCCUUAUCUAGUGUAUCAAGUGCCACUGGGGGCAUUGGACCACAUGCUUACACAGGGUCCAAGCAUGCUGUUUGGGGGCUCACAAAGAAUGUUGCUGCUGAACUGGGGAAACAUGGAAUAAGAGUGAACUGUGUGGCACCAUAUGCUGUUUUCACCGGUUUGUCUUUGGCUCAUUUGCAUGAAGAUGAGAGCACUGAGGAUGCCAUAGUUGGUUUUCGUUCAUUUAUUGGGCGAAAUGCCAAUUUGCAAGGGGUAGAAUUGACUGCAAAUGAUGUGGCUAAUGCGGUGCUCUUCUUGGCAAGUGAUGAUUCAAGGUAUGUAAGCGGUCAGAACCUCAUGGUUGAUGGAGGCUUUACUAAUGUUAACCACUCCCUUCGAGUCUUUCGAUGAUGAGUGGCUAUUGUUUGUUAUAUUGUUAAGCCUCUGAUAGCAGUUGUUCAACCAGGCUUAUCUAUCAAUAAAUUGGUCCAGGCCAAUCAACUUCGUGUUUGAUAGAAUGGCCUUUAUUUGUAUUUUUACUACCAUUAAAUUUGAAUCACGAGACUUGGCAUGAGCUGAGAAGGGACUUAUGCUAGCCAAGAGUAGAUCCUGGGGGGGUUUUCGUGGAGAAGUAACAGUUGAUGAGACGAAUAUCAUGGCUAGUCGCUUCAGAGUGUGUGUGUGUGUUAGCUCCAUUGUUGCUUAACUUUGCGACAUUAACCCACAAUAUUUAUAAUCCCAGAAGCAUAGUUUUUUU
Messenger RNA from Neltuma alba, 1325 nucleotides. Its product is annotated as xanthoxin dehydrogenase-like. Gene Ontology annotation, molecular function: xanthoxin dehydrogenase (NAD+) activity. Gene Ontology annotation, biological process: abscisic acid biosynthetic process. The transcript has 2 exons. NCBI's taxonomy places the organism in Eukaryota, Viridiplantae, Streptophyta, Magnoliopsida, Fabales, Fabaceae. The record is from RefSeq and is a predicted model, not a curated record. Bases 134 to 979 code for a protein of 281 amino acids. Gene Ontology annotation, cellular component: cytosol.